AUGGCGGGGGACCAGCAGUACAUGGACUACAAGAAGUACAUGGACUAUCAGAAGUACAUGGACUGGUCCAAGUACACCAGCGGGGGCGGUGAUGGGCCUGUAAGCUACCAGCAGUACAUGGACUACCAGAAGUACAUGUCCCAGGGCGGCUCCGGGUCGUAUGCUGAUUACUCCAAGUACAUGAGCGGCAAAGGGAAUCAGGCCAUGGACUACCAGCACUUCAUGAACUAUCAGCAGUACAUGAAGGGCACGGGCCAGGCAAGCUACCAACAAAAUGGGCUCAGGAAGUUGAAGAAAUGA
Molecule: messenger RNA, 300 nt
Organism: Effrenium voratum
Lineage: Eukaryota; Dinophyceae; Suessiales; Symbiodiniaceae
Source: the annotation of a GenBank genome assembly